CAGCAUCGGAAACCAAACGUUCACAGCCAUUUCACUGUCAAUUGCCCAAAUUUGUCUCAAAUGGCUAGUGGAACCCAAACGGCUGAUACUGAGGAGACAUCGGAGAGUUUUAGUGUUCGAACCAUCACACUGCAUAUGCAGAGUAAGCUACUGGAUUCGUUACCUCAAGGAAUAUUGCGCUUUUUUCUCGACGAUGCCUCUGUCAGGUUGUUUGACAACAUAUGCAAGGUGCUCCAAAUUUAUUCGGGAUGUCAUAAAACCGCCGUUUUGUACACCAAACGAGUGGUAAAAAUGAACAUUCGGUUGACCAUCUACUCCUCCUCAGACGCUCUUACAGAUGAGGAAUCAUCUUUGGUCUACGACUUCCAUGAACAAAGCCAUCUGACGGCGGAACUCGUGCUUCGUCUUGGAAGACCAAAGCGUUGCUUGCUACCCGGAGUAAAACCUAGCAUCGAAAAAUUGCAUCAGACCGUGAACACAGUCAGUGAUUUGCUCACUGGUAUAAUGAAGCGACACGUGAAAGCUACAACCAUGGAAAAAUUUCAAGAAAGUGCGGAUUAUUUCGGAAAUGUGUCAUUUUUGGUGGCCAUAUUCAGAGAAGAAAAGUACAGACAAACAUUGGACAUGAUAUGUGAUGACAUUGAAGAUUUGAUGGACCGAGGAUUGUUAUAGUUUUAAGGCACGCUUUUGUUACUUGCGCUUCUACUAUACGCUGGCGUGUAAAGCAAUGCUUUCGAAGACGUCUUUUACUCAAAGUUUAUGAGGUUCGAACAGCUUUAUGUUUGCUUACAGUUCAGCUUAACUCUUUCACAGUAAGAAACGGUUGUCACAAACGCUUUACUUCAGGAAUACGGUUAUCACAGAGGCAACUUCAAGAGGACGUGAUAAAAUAACUUUUUAAUGCUUUGAAUGUAGAUACUAUGAUUAUAUAAAAG
Messenger RNA from Dicrocoelium dendriticum, 935 nucleotides. Lineage: Eukaryota; Metazoa; Platyhelminthes; Trematoda; Plagiorchiida; Dicrocoeliidae. The record is from the annotation of a GenBank genome assembly.